GUGGGAUGAAAGAGUUUGGAGUGUUGAGAAAGUCAACUUCGCACGUCGCCUUCUUGGACAGGUCAAAGAACACAAAUAUAGAAGGCGACUCUGAAAGCAUUUAGCGCGAUCGUUCAAACCGAAGUUGCGACGCUCGAUAAGCUCCGCUUGUUCAGGGAGAUCUUCGGCGUUCUUAGGUUGAUGGGGGACGCCAGGCUUUUUGCGAAUUUAGUCAGGCAUGCAGGGGAGGGACAAGGACGUGACAAGACGCCAAGUCGUCCAGCAACAAAGCACACAGGAGUACCAGUACAAGCAGCGUGUGAUACACCAAUCGUCAGGACACCAGAACAAAGGCGAGAUAUUCAAUAGACUCGCACCAGCGGAGAAGGUUGGAUGAGGACACUAAACGAGACGUCGUUCUGUUCUGGCGGCGGCGAUUCAGGAACCCCGUGGUGCAUUUAAGCUCGACACGUGACCACGAGACCCGAACGGAUUUUCCUACCGGCUGACUAAACAUCUCCAUCGCAUCCAUGGAAGCACAUAUCCUAUUUUCUUGCAACGAACAGGAGAUCUACAAGGCCACUCCGCCUCGCAAAUCAAUUAGUUAACGCAUUAGAGCGAGAGCGAGGCAAUUCGGAGAGUUGCCGUUUUUGAUUGAUUGAUUUGAAUUUACCCUAUUGUUCUAUUGCAGCUCCCCUUAAUCUUGUUCUCGCGGCCAUUGCAGUGCUCUUGUACCAAAGAUCGAUGGAUGUCCUCCAUUAGCAGCUGUGUUCGAGGCCGGGUGGCAGGCUAUCAGUCUGGCCGGGCGGUAUCUAGCUAUUUCUCAUUGUCUCAACUACAGGAUGGGCUCCCUGUCCGCUCCGCUUCCGACCCCUCUGGACCUCUUACCGCAGGCCGGUGCGACUCGCGGCAAUUUUCGAACAUAUCACGCCGUCUCGCUAUUCCGCAAAGAUAUGGCAGUAACUUAACCGUCGUUAGGUUUCUUCAUGCUGAGCGUUCGUUGGAAUUAGCCAAUAAUGACCAUGGGGCUGUUCGUGGCCCUGGCGCACAAGGCGAGACUACAACACGGGAGACGAAGCGCGAGAAGGCGAAGAAGCAUACAUCGUCCCCUUCGGCGUACCUAAUAGCUGUAUUGGAAAAUUGCGGGUAUGAUGUCAGCAUUGCGAAACCGAAGAGCCAUAGCGUGGAUCUGUCGUACAAUUCACCCAAUGCUACAUCCCGCAUCUCUACUAAAGUUUGGCGAAAGACCAAAGCCAAGAGCUUCCGGUAUCCUAAGGCGCGCCUAGCCAGCGCAACAGUCGUCGCAGACUAUCUACGUUAUGUUCAUCCAUUGCUUGGGUCAGAGCCUCCUGGGACCGUCCCAAAUCAGAGAUAUGACAAAGCCUUUGACGAUGCCCUUCUUACAGUUUUCAACGACGAAGUGCUUCAAUAUUUGUCGGAUAGGGGUUAUUCGGUAGACGACGUGAUGGCGUGGGCCUGGAUACUUACCUCCUCCGAGCCACUUCAGGCGGCAAUGCGCUACAAGGUCUUCGAGAAAAAAGCUCAUGAAAAUAAUUUGGACAGUGCUAAAGUUCCACUUUUUGUGUUACUUUUCACUCUACGAAGAGAAAACAUCUGUGCUACCGCCUUCAAGAUCCUCUUGUUCCAGACCUGGGAUAUAUUAAGUGAUAGCCCAUCCAGCGACCAAACCCCGGAAACCUCCUCUUCCCCCAAAAGGAGUGCUUGGAACAGAUCUGGAGAUGACAACACUAUAAUGAUCCUUGCUGUGCGCCUUAUACGGCUUGCUGGACAAGUAUGGCCACAGGCGUUUCCUUCCAUAGCAGCUUUGAUUACCCAAACGCUUGGAACUGCCUCUGCCGAAAAUAAAUCGAGUGAGGCUUACGAAAAGAAGAUUAGAGGUCUGACUGUUUAUUAUAACAAGCUCCUUUCGCUUUUAGCAGUUCCAUGUCGACUUGACCCAUAUCGUUCAGCUAUAUUUCAGCAACGCGCUCAGUUUCAGUUGUUGAGGGAAAUGUCAAAAUUUAGCCCUCCUCUCCCUGUCACUAGGGAAGGUUAUCAAGCUAUUACUAACGUACAGCUGGCGCAGAAGAAAACUACCCUGGAGCGGCAGUGGGCAAAUUUUAAAGCGCAGUCAUGGCCGCCCUGGAAAGAGGAAAAGCUCGGUAUCGAUUUCGAAAGGGGAAAUGAAGGCAGCGAGAGCAGGGCGUUGAAAUCUAUUUCCCAUAUGAGGGAUGUCGGAUAUGCUAUGACGGCGUGGGAGCAGACUGCAGCCAUUUACGCUGGAUGGGAUACUGAUAAAACUCCAACAAUUCAGACGAGAACCUUUCUUCCGAAGCCUAACCGCUUUCGAACGUCGUCCUCUUCAGACCAAACUCCUGCGCAGCCUUCUUCGAGAGCUAGUAUUGGUAUGACUAAACCUGGGGAUAAUGAAAGGUACUUCGAUCUCUGGUCUGCUCGGAUACGUGCUACAAGGACGUUAAAGGAGGCAUGGGCAUGUUUUCUGUCCUACGAGAACAGUGGACUUCCCCCCCAUAAGGCUAUAUAUUUUGCAAUGGCCGAAAAAAUUACCUUUCAUGACCUCUCCCAAAGUUCUCAUUCACAACUCUCGACAGAAGCCCUACCGGGUGAUGGGAAGGAGGUGUUUCCUGAACCCUCUUCUCCACAAGAUGUCAUCUACGUUCACUCUGAACCGCCAACAUUGGAUGACUUGCUUCAGCAAAUGAUUUCACAUAACAUUAAACCCUCAGGAAGAUUGCUUGUUCUUCUUCUCACUCAUUCAAAGUCUAUGGAAACGGGUAUAGGAUACCUUCUCGUUAGCAACUUGCCCGACGAACAGAAGUCUGCUCUGGUUUCCGGCCUCUUUCGAGGCCAGUUAGAGAACGAGAAAUUUCUUGCUGAAAUACCGGACGACAUUUUUGCCGCAUUCAUACGACUUCUUUGUAGGUUUUCUGUACUCAAUGAGCCGUCCGCCGAUGACUCGAACACGCAAAUACGGCAGUUAUUCCCGGUAUUAUUUUUUCCCAACAAAGAAAGCAGCAUCUCUCCCCCAGAUUCCAAGCGGCGGUCGAUCGAAACUGAGCAAUUUCAUCGGCCUAAAGCCCUCACUCAUGCAGUGCGGCUGAUGAAGUCAAGAAUGCCACGGUAUUUUCCUGCAUGGAGUCAUUUCUUGUCAGCACUAGCUACGGAUAGAGUUAAAUUCAGCAGCCACAGGAUUUCAAUUCCCAUGCAGCGUGUUAUAUCAUGGUGGGAAAUCUGCCGUGUUCUGCAGUGGAUGCAGGAUGCCAACGUCCCUCUCCAAAGUCGAGGAUUCGAAAUCGUUUGCUCUGCUCUUUCAAGGCUUAUUUUGGCGGCCAGGCAAGACAUGGAAGGUGCUGAACAUGGCUUAGGAAUAAUCGAAAACGUCACCAAUCAGAAAGAUAACUCAGUAGACUCGUUGUCAUACUCGACAAUUCAUGAAAUGGUUCAGCAGAGCGUGGCUUUCCUUAAACGUCAAUUUGAUAUGAUGGAACUGACGUCGGGGGAGAAGCUUCUGUCAUCACUGGGGCUAUCUAACGAAAAGGGUGGCAGUAACAUUCCUGCUAUGCUACCAAGUACAUUCGAGGCAACCUCGCCGUCUCUCCUACACGCAUAUGCUCGAGUUCUUGGUCUAGCCAGCGAUCGUGCUGGAUUGUUAACCCUUCUCCGGUUGAUGAGUAAAUAUGAGGCUGGCGUAAAAUUCGCUUCCGAUGAGCGCAUGGGUGGAAAAAGACUUGUACGUCGUACCGUGGUGGCUGCAAGAGUGUUUUUGGAGGGCGGUUGGGAGCGGACAUCUGGCAUGUCUGAGCCUGGGGCUUCGAACGCAGCUCCUACUUCUAACCCUCGCAGUUUCCACUGUGGGAGAGAUAAUCCAGAUAAUCCAGAUAAUUCUGGGUCCACCCAAAGAGCAAGAUCGUUUGCCGAUCCUAUUGUUAGUGAAGCAUACGACAUCAUUGAGGGUACGGAGCUCUUGUCGCCUUGGCCAACAGAUGAGGAGGUUAGGGAGUAUAAGGCUGUACUAACCGGACAACGAAGAUGAUUGCAAGUACAUACUUGCGUGUAUAUAUAUACUUAUAUCUUGUAUAAUAAAAUAUGAAAGUGAACAUAUUGAAAAUGAUACCCAAGUACCUUAGAUUUUGCAAAGCUUUUGACGUCAUAUUGGGAACUGCUGUGCCACA
Blastomyces dermatitidis ER-3 is the source of this 4172-nucleotide messenger RNA. RefSeq lists its product as uncharacterized. The transcript has 2 exons. Lineage: Eukaryota; Fungi; Ascomycota; Eurotiomycetes; Onygenales; Ajellomycetaceae. Bases 728 to 4033 code for a protein of 1101 amino acids. The record is from RefSeq and is a predicted model, not a curated record.